CCCGCUGAAUCAAUUUUUGUCAGGACGGACGAUUCGGCUAUAAUCUUCACACCCGAAUUGAUUUUACGGUUCAGAUCACACUGCACCUGGACAAUAGUGUCAGCAAAAGGCCGAUAAGCACAAAAUCAAACACACCUGUUUAGACCGUUUGACUAUCCCGCUGAAUUCCCGGCAUCCCCUUCGUUAUUUUCAAUCCGGUCGAAACCGCAUCACGGUCAACAACUUCGUAUGUUAAUGCGCCAUCUCUCAACCACCCAGUCUCGGCUUCCCUCUUCAUCUACCAGACUCAUCCAGCCUAGGCCGCAACAAUCACUAGGCGCCACUAUCUUAUCCUGUUGACAACUACCAAAGGCAUUUCUCGCCUCAAACAUAUUCCGCAAUAAGUUGAUGGUCCUAUUGGUCAUUCUACAGCGAUUAAAUCUGGUAAACUUGAUAAUUUCACACUUAGGUUUUUCAUACCCCAGUCCAGCUACAGUUCGAUGCACAGUUAGGCCAGUUGUGAAGCAGGAAUCUGCCGAUCUGGCUGCCGACCCAACAUACUCAUUCUUCGAAUCUAUCGGACAGCCUUCAUAUCACUCCACUGGUUCUUUCAAUAUAUAUAAACAGUACAAAGAGUAAGUACCUUGAAAUGCCGAAUUUCAAUAUGGUACGGUCACAACCCAACCGCCCCGCAGCUUCACUUCGUUUCACAUCCCUUCGUUACGAGCAUCAAGCUGUCGUCCUGUCCAUACACCGCCCUCGAGCCGACCACGGUCUUCCAAUCCGGCUACCAAUCUUAACGACCAACGUCGUGCUGGAAAUAAGGGUAGACUACCAACGAAGGGGCCUACCACUCGUCACAAUACUGGGACCGAACAGUAACCAAUUAUACCCUUGCACUCAAUAGGUCAUCACUUUUCGCACCGGACAUUAUUUUGAACUCGAGAUCAUGCGUCACCAUCGGUUGCAACGUGCAAUUUGUCUUCUACUUUUUGGACACACAUCUGGGUACCAAAUUGGGCACUAGCAUACUUGUACUCCUUUGUAUUCGCGAAAUGAUAUAACGUUGCUGGCCCGUGU
Messenger RNA from Melampsora larici-populina 98AG31, 1059 nucleotides. RefSeq lists its product as uncharacterized. The record is from RefSeq and is a predicted model, not a curated record. The transcript has 5 exons. NCBI's taxonomy places the organism in Eukaryota, Fungi, Basidiomycota, Pucciniomycetes, Pucciniales, Melampsoraceae. The coding region runs from base 629 to 886 and encodes 85 amino acids.